UUCAGUCUAUCUACACUUUGCUUGCUUUCAAGUUGCUGCUCGCUGUGUCGACACUUCUUGAUCGUCUUGCGUAGGGACUUGCUUUUUCAAUUUCCUCUAAGCCGAAUACCCCGUACCUCAACCAACAGUCACUAUGUCUCUCGCUCGUCAGGAGUUCCACGAGAACUGUGAGGCUGGCAUCAAUGCCCAGAUCAACAAGGAGUUAGGCGCUAUGUAUGCGUACAUGGCCAUGGCCAACCACUUCAGCCGAGACGACAUUGCUCUCUCGAACAUCGCCUCCUUCUUCAAGGACAGCGCUCAAGAGGAGAAGGAGCACGCUGAGAAGCUGAUGGAAUAUCAAGUGAAGCGCGGCGGUCGUGUCGUCCUCACUCCUAUUGACAAACCGGCCAAGACCGACUUCGACUCUGCUCUGGAUGCCUUCCAAACAGCCCUGGCUUUGGAGAAAUACGUCAACAAGGCUCUCCUGGACCUUCACGCCGUCUCCGACACACACAACGACUACCAGAUGAGCGACUUCUUGGAGGGCGAGUACCUCAAGGAGCAAGUGGAUGCCAUCAAGCAGCUGUCUGACUAUUGUGCUCAACUGAAGCUCGUCGGAGACGGUCUCGGUGUAUACCACUUCGACAAGACCUUCAAGUAAAUGCCAGGCAACGCCACUGUCGCAAGCUUUCCGCUUCAAUGACUUGUCUUUGUGUUCACUUGUGCGCUUGUUUCCUAGCUAUGAGGCCUGUCUUCUUUCUUGGCAACUGCACUUGUUUCUAAAACACUACUAAAGUCUCACUCGUAGACUCUCUUUUCUGCUCUCUGAGCACUUUUCUUACACCGAUUUAUUUGAUCUGGUGUCCAACAAAAAGUUUCCAGCCGUA
Molecule: messenger RNA, 866 nt
Organism: Sycon ciliatum
Lineage: Eukaryota; Metazoa; Porifera; Calcarea; Leucosolenida; Sycettidae
Product: soma ferritin-like
Exons: 1
Coding region: 134-640 (168 amino acids)
Biological process (GO): iron ion transport; intracellular iron ion homeostasis
Cellular component (GO): cytoplasm
Molecular function (GO): ferrous iron binding; ferric iron binding
Source: RefSeq, a predicted model, not a curated record